Molecule: messenger RNA, 639 nt
Organism: Notodromas monacha
Lineage: Eukaryota; Metazoa; Arthropoda; Ostracoda; Podocopida; Cyprididae
Source: the annotation of a GenBank genome assembly
AUGCAGAAUUUUCCGCAGGUCAAAUAAUAUUAGCAGAAAAUAUGUGGGGCUGUUCAUCAGCACGCCGUACUGGUAAUAAUGUGGAUUGGGGCAAAGCGACCGUCAUUGCGGCGUGUUUGUCGACAGUGAUUUUCGCAGUGUCGAGUGUCGUCGAUUCUGCGGGGCAACGGGGUGGAAUGCGACGUCGAUCCUCGUCAUCGUCGUCGAAAUUAUUGCCUGACGACCUCGUCGACAGGGACUUGUUCGAGUGUCGCAGUUCGGCGGACUGCGGAUUCGGAUUUUGUUGCGUCGUCGGAAUGGACAGAUACAGCGUUCCAACGUGUCGACGCCUGGGGAAACCAGGAGACCAGUGUAUCCCGAGAAACAAGCCCAGGAACGUAACCCUUUGGUACCCGAGGUACUCUGCAAAAACCGUUUCCGGUCUGGAAUUGGAUCUGACUGACGUUUACCGCAUUUUGUGUCCUUGUGACACUGGUCGGAAUUUGAGUUGCGAUCGUCGAGACGGAGUCUGUGCUGACAUCGAACUCACCACCAACAACCUGUUUUCUCAUCAUCGACGAUGAGAGAGGAUUUGUUUUUGAAAAUUAUUAUUUGGGUGCUAUGAUUAUUAUUUUUAUUUUCGUUUUUUUCGGGUGGUUA